GCGGGACAUGACGGGGUAUUAAUUAAAGGCACCCUGCGUCUCCUGUGUUAAUCCUGUUGUGUUUUCUGUCUAAUAGCCGCAAGGAUUAAAGUCGUCAAAAGAUAUCCAGUAAAAUAAGCAUCAUGGCUCUGGACGGAUGUGGCCUCCUCUGCAAAUACACGCUGUUAAUUUUCAACCUCAUCUUUGCACUGGUGGGGUUUGUGUUCCUGGGUCUGGGCCUGUGGCUGAGGUUCAGCGAUAGCACCAGAGCUAUCUUUGAAUUCGAGGCCCUCGACUCAAGUGCAUUCGUUAUUGCGGUGACUAUCCUGAUUAUCACGGGCUCGGUGAUGCUGAUCGUGGUCGUGUUUGGAGACUACGGCGCCUGCAGCGAGAAACGAUGCGCUCUGCAAAUAUUUUCAGCACUGGUGGCCAUCCUGGGAAUUACUGUGGUUGUUUUGGGAGUGAUUAAUAGUUCCAGGUCAGACGAGAUUGGAUUGAGCAUGGGGGAGUUCUACUCUAGCAUAUAUUUGCUGUAUGUGGCUAACAGCGACCCAGUUCUUGCUGUCACUCUCACAUUCAUCCAAAAACUGCUUCACUGCUGUGGAGCGACCGGGAUUACGUCGUUAGACUUUGCCAAGGAAACCUGUCCCAAACCAGACACCAUUUGGGAACACAUCAAGAUGGAUGCUUGUCCUGGGGUGAUUAUUAAUGUCUUCAACGACAAAGCACCGCUGGUGAUGGGCCUGUUCGUCGGAACUGGAGUUUUUCUGCUCCUGGCUUUGAUUUGCAGCUCAACCCUUUCUAAAAAGCUCAUUAACUCAUCCACUCCUCAGUACAUGAUCCUGACUCAGCCUCCACCAUCUCACCUUGAAUAUAUCCCCACCUCCACCUCCAUUUCUUACUCUUUCCCCAACCAGCCGGUGGUCUUCACCCCUCUGACUGUGGCCAACAUCCCCAUAGUUAUAACUUAGAGAGCACUUUUACCACAAUGCUCGGGCAUAGAGGAUACAGAUCUGGGUUUAUUUCCACAUUCACAUUACUUCAUGUUCAUCUCUUCUGUGCAUGCUCACUGUGGGGUCUCUUCAGCUCCCUUUAAAGGAAAAAUCCACCCUUAAGUAAGUAAAAUGUAUUUAUAAAGCGCUUUUCCCAGACAUAGUCACAAAGUGCUUGACAAAGCAUUAAAACAUCAUACGAAUCAUGAAAGCUUAAAUGAACACAACAAAGCCACGUGUUAAGAAGUGCUAAAAACACAAUACACAAUAAAAACACAAUAAAAACAGUUGCAUCAAAAAAAA
Trematomus bernacchii (emerald rockcod) is the source of this 1274-nucleotide messenger RNA. RefSeq names its product CD9 antigen-like. The transcript has 9 exons. The record is from RefSeq and is a predicted model, not a curated record. Gene Ontology annotation, cellular component: membrane. The coding region runs from base 123 to 950 and encodes 275 amino acids. NCBI's taxonomy places the organism in Eukaryota, Metazoa, Chordata, Actinopteri, Perciformes, Nototheniidae.